AUGCAAUUGGAUCCCACCCGGGUGGAGUACGUACCUAAAGUGAGAUCUCCUCCUGCCCCUCUCUCGACCCCGUUCCUGCCUUCCCCCGAAGUACCUUUCAAAAGGGGGCAAGAGGGACGCACAACCAACGGCUCAAGUACCCAAGUUCCUCCCCAAGUAAGGCAAAGUACCAUACAUGGGGUUUAUCCAUACUGCGCUGCUCCUUCCAUUAUGCGCUGGUAUGGAAGCUACAAGACCAGGGGAAGGAAUGGAACGAACGGAGGAACGGCAGUGAUAGCCAGUCACAGUUGGCGUGUUCGUCCCUCCUUCUCAAGUAAGGCAGGUUUCGUUCUCUUCCUCCUUCCCUCCCCCCACACCGGGACAGGAGCAUCCCGUCACACCGUGUCAUUGGCUGCAGAUCCUCAGACGAAAGAAAGAAGGGGCUCCGGGAUUCUUGCCCUGGGGAAUCGAGGUGUCUCUUCUCUUGGCUUGACAUUUUCUUCUUGUCCAUCUAAAAGACUCCAGUUCAUCAUCUCCAUUUUCUACUCCAUACGACCACUUGGCUUCGGGUCCAUCUGUGAUCAUCUGCAAUGCGGAUAUUUGGUUGCUCCUUUGGGUCGUUACUCAAGUGGCCCCCAAUUUGCCCAUGCCCAGCACGGUGGCUGCGGUUGUGGAUGCAACCGCCGGUACCUGCAUAUCGCUAGUGUAAUUCUGCAGGCUACGCCGGUACACCCCGAGCUAUCGCAUCACACCGUCCUUCACAUCUCCCGCCAAACCGUUGGUGCUAAAUGCUUGGUGCCAUGCACGAUGCGCAACGAUGCAGCCGUAACCCGAACGUGGACUGGCCAAACAGCCUGCAAUGUGGUGUCAUCGCCUUUCCAACAGCAGUGUCUGACCAGCUUGCGCCGCUGCGCCGCCAGCACCGGCUGCCCGACACAUCGAAAUGCAUCGCAGCGGCGCAUCGCACGGCGCAGCAUGAUCAACAUCCCCCAUCCGCGCUUCGUCAUCGCACCUCUCCGCUGA
Molecule: messenger RNA, 1002 nt
Organism: Colletotrichum lupini
Lineage: Eukaryota; Fungi; Ascomycota; Sordariomycetes; Glomerellales; Glomerellaceae
Exons: 3
Coding region: 1-1002 (333 amino acids)
Source: RefSeq, a predicted model, not a curated record